UUUUUUUUUUCAUUACAACUAAAGCAACUAACACAAUUAACACCUUAACACCUUAAUACCUCAAUACCUCAAUACCUCAACACCUUAACACUUUAACAACUUUACAUUUCAAAUCCACAAAAGCACAUUAAAACACGAUGGAUGAGCAAUACGAUAUCAUUGUCUUGGGCACCGGUUUGACCGAGUGUAUCCUCUCAGGUCUCCUUUCAAUUGAAGGCAAGAAAGUCUUGCAUCUGGACCGCAACGCUUAUUAUGGAGGUGAAAGUGCCAGUUUGAACUUGACUCAGCUCUUCAAAAAGUUCCGUGGAGACGAAGCUCCUUCCUCAUCCUUGGGGAAUGACACUUCCUACAAUGUUGACUUGGUGCCCAAGUUCAUGAUGGCCAAUGGUGAGCUUGUCAAGAUCUUGACUCAUACCGCUGUCACGCGCUACAUUAACUUCAAACAAAUUGCUGGCUCAUUUGUCUACCGUGAUGGUAAGAUCGCCAAGGUGCCUACCACAGAGGUCGAGGCAGCUCUGAGUCCCCUCGUGGGCGUAAUGGAGAAGAAUAGGGUCCGCAAAUUCUUUGAAUAUGUCCAAAAUUACAAUUUGGAGGAUCCCUCCACUCAAAAUGGCUUGGAUAUCAGGACCGUAUCCAUGGAGGAUGUUUACAAGUCCUUUGAGCUCGAAGCUGGCACCAUUGACUUUAUUGGUCAUGCUCUUGCUCUGCAUUUAGACGACAGUUACUUGACUCGUCCAGCUCAAGAGACUUUUGAGCGCAUCAGACUGUACGUCUCCUCUAUGGCUCGCUAUGGCAAGUCCCCUUACCUUUAUCCCGUCUAUGGCUUGGGCGACCUUCCUCAAGGAUUUGCUCGUCUGAGUGCAGUCUAUGGAAGCACAUAUAUGCUGGAUAAGAAGGUGGACGAGAUUGUCUAUGAUGCGAAUGGCAAGGCUACUGGUGUUCGUUCUGGGGAUGAGGUUGCUAAAGCUUCACAGAUCAUCUGUGAUCCUUCCUAUGCGCCUAAUAAAGUCCAGAAGAAGGCUCGUGUCAUCCGUGCCAUCUGUUUGCUCAACGGCCCUAUUCCCCAUACCGAUAAGGCCGAUUCCUUCCAGUUGAUCAUUCCUCAGAACCAGGUCAAGCGUAAGCAUGACAUCUACAUUGCUGGUCUGUCAGCCACCCAUGGUGUCUGUGACAAGGAUUACUACCUGGCUAUUGUCUCCACUAUUGUAGAGACUGAGAACCCAGAGCAGGAGAUCCAGCCUGCUUUGGACCUUCUUGGACCAUAUGUCGAAAAAUUUGUUCAAGUUGCUGAUAUUUGUGAACCAAUCCAAGAUGGUACUCAAGACCAAGUGUUCGUGUCAAAGUCAUACGAUGCCACUUCCCACUUUGAGUCCGUCUGCGAUGAUGUCAAGGAUUUGUACAAGCGCAUCACAGGCAACGAAUUGGUCUUGAAACAGCGACAGACCUUGGAAGAAGAAUACAAGGAGGCAUAAAAUACAAUUAAAAAAAGUUUAGCAAGUAACGUGAGAGAAUACUAUUGAAUUAAUUAAAUAAAAGAUAAAAAAAACCCCGUUU
Messenger RNA from Lobosporangium transversale, 1554 nucleotides. Its product is annotated as GDP dissociation inhibitor. Gene Ontology annotation, molecular function: Rab GDP-dissociation inhibitor activity. The transcript is spliced from 6 exons. NCBI's taxonomy places the organism in Eukaryota, Fungi, Mortierellomycota, Mortierellomycetes, Mortierellales, Mortierellaceae. The record is from RefSeq and is a predicted model, not a curated record. The coding region runs from base 138 to 1472 and encodes 444 amino acids. Gene Ontology annotation, biological process: small GTPase-mediated signal transduction; protein transport; vesicle-mediated transport. Gene Ontology annotation, cellular component: cytoplasm.